GUUUGCUAGCUGGGCGGGGCGAGACUCGCAGCCCUCAGAGUCUAAGCCCAGGCCCGGCUCUCCUCUUUCACUUCGCCCCUCCGGAGGACCUGACGGGGCUGGGAUGCACAACAGCUCACCCUGGGCACUGCAGAGACCCCGUUCAAUGAAGCUUGAGCAGAGUCGCAGCCUUUAGAGAACUACAAUUCCCAGAAGACACAGCAAGCUCCUGGUCCAACCCCAACUGCCCCAGAGGCCGGCUUUGAGGCUGAAGAAGGAAAUCUCACCUGUCCUGGGAACUGAGAGUCCUCCUGGUCUGUACGAGCACCCUGAGAGACAGGAAUUCUGCUUGUUUUUUUGGAUGAGAAAACUGAGGCCCCAUCACAUGAAGUGACUUGCCCACGGCUACGCAGCUGGUGAGGACGUGGAAACUCGCCUGAACCAGGGCAGCAAGCCUAGGCAGAGAUCAUUCUGGCUGCUGUGUUGACACACGGCGUGGAGGGCGAGGGCAGAAGCCUGCAGACUGGGAGGAGGCAACUGCACUAGUGUAGAUCUCCUGAGUGUGCCUGCGCUUCUCACUGCUCAUGCCGCUGGGACUGGGGCGGCGGAAAAAGGCGCCGCCUCUGGUGGAAAAUGAGGAGGCUGAGCCAGGCCGUGGGGGGCUGGGCGUGGGGGAGCCGGGGCCCCUGGGUGGGGGUGGGGCAGGGGGGCCCCAAAUGGGCCUGCCUCCCCCUCCCCCAGCCCUGCGGCCCCGCCUCGUGUUCCACACCCAGCUGGCCCACGGCAGUCCCACGGGCCGCAUCGAGGGCUUCACCAAUGUCAAGGAGCUGUACGGCAAGAUCGCCGAGGCCUUCCGGCUGCCAGCUGCUGAGGUGAUGUUCUGUACCCUCAACACCCACAAAGUGGACAUGGACAAGCUCUUGGGAGGCCAGAUCGGGCUGGAGGACUUCAUCUUUGCCCACAUCAAGGGGCAGCGCAAGGAGGUAGAGGUGUUCAAGUCAGAGGAGGCGCUGGGGCUCACCAUCACUGACAACGGGGCCGGCUAUGCCUUCAUCAAGCGCAUUAAGGAGGGAAGCGUGAUUGAUCACAUCCAGCUCAUCAGCGUGGGUGACAUGAUUGAGGCCAUCAACGGGCAGAGUCUGCUGGGCUGCCGACACUACGAGGUGGCCCGUCUGCUCAAGGAGCUGCCCCGAGGCCGCACCUUCACGCUGAAGCUCACAGAGCCCCGCAAGGCCUUUGGUGAGGGGCCUGCCUCCUGGACCACUGCUGUUAGCUUGGGUUCAGGCCACAGUGGCAGGGAGACACCAGCAGGUGGCACCCAAGGCCAGCCAGCUGCAGUAGAAGACAUGAUCGGUGUACGCUCAGGGGGUGGCCGCCCUGGCUCUGGCCCCCAGCUGGGCACUGGCCGAGGGACCCUCCGGCUCAGAUCCCGCGGCCCUGCCACAGUAGAGGAUGUGCCCUCAGCCUUUGAGGAGAAGGCGAUUGAGAAGGUGGAUGACCUGCUGGAGAGUUACAUGGGCAUCAGGGACACGGAGUUGGCGGCCACCAUGGUGGAGCUUGGAAAGGACAAAAGGAACCCAGAUGAGCUAGCCGAGGCCCUGGAUGAACGGCUUGGUGACUUUGCCUUCCCUGAUGAGUUCGUCUUUGACGUCUGGGGUGCCAUUGGGGAUGCCAAGGUCGGCCGCUUCUAGGCCCCCUUCCAGACCUCUCAGUGACCUGGCUCUGCUUGGUGGGAGCCCCGAGUGGGAGGGCCACCAUGGCCUGGACCCCAGCAUCCGGCUUGGACCUUGCUCAGCAGCCCAAGGAUGAUGCAGAGUGGAGGUGGGGCCGGGCCUCCGCCCCACUCCAAUCGGUACCACCCCUCCCCAGCUCCCACCCUGGCUGGGGUCCCCGGUCCCCGCCUUGCCCUGUUCCCCACCUACCUCAGCCGGGUCAGGCGCAGGGGGUGGGGGGGGGGAGGGACCAGCCAGAUUGGGUGGCCACCCCCGCCCCCAGCACUUUCCGUAUCAGCUGCCAAACUGGUCUCUCAUCUCCCUGGGGCCUGUUUGGGGGUCGUGACCUCCCUAGUUUCCUGCUGCAGGGAAUGCAGAAGGGGGGCAUCCCCCCCUCAGCAAAUGCAAUAAUGCCCUCCCCCCCAUGCCCCACCCAGAGAGGAGCCCCCUCACCUUGGAGUCUGUUACCUCCGCAUUUGAAACACUAGUCUGCUGUGAACCCCAACCUCCCUCCCUCCCCUGCCCUCUGUGUCGCCCACAGCCCAGCCCCAGACAGAAGGGGCAGGAGGGAGGAUGGCGGUGGGCUUUUGUAUCUGAAUUUGCUGUCUUGAACAUAAAGAAUCUAUCUGCUGUUGGA
This is a messenger RNA of Zalophus californianus (California sea lion), 2328 nucleotides long. It is a transcript of the gene GIPC1, whose product is annotated as GIPC PDZ domain containing family member 1. The record is from RefSeq and is a predicted model, not a curated record. NCBI's taxonomy places the organism in Eukaryota, Metazoa, Chordata, Mammalia, Carnivora, Otariidae. Gene Ontology annotation, molecular function: protein binding. Bases 564 to 1670 code for a protein of 368 amino acids. The transcript has 10 exons.